Molecule: messenger RNA, 1119 nt
Organism: Xenopus laevis (African clawed frog)
Lineage: Eukaryota; Metazoa; Chordata; Amphibia; Anura; Pipidae
Product: cilia- and flagella-associated protein 251-like
Exons: 7
Coding region: 162-959 (265 amino acids)
Source: RefSeq, a predicted model, not a curated record
CUUUUCACUUAUAGACGCUGUACUCCGUCCUGAAGGACUUCAGGGGGGAACAUACGGACUUUGAGGCCCUCGCCUCUUAUUACGAACAUCACUACCGGGUCGAAUUCGGCGAGAACAUCGUCCUAAAGCACUUCCUUCUUACAUGCGAAGUGGACCCGAGGAUGAGGGCCAAGGAGAACAUUAUCCUGUACUGGAAAAUGCUCAACUCACUGGAAGUGAUCAAGAGGGAAUAUGCCGCCCUCAGGAAGUCUGCCAAGCUGCCUCCUGAUCAUCCAACUCGAGUCCAAAACCGGAGGCAGCAACUUGAGUAUCUGCGGCUGGAGAAUACCAUCAACCAACAUCUUAACCAGCUGCACAACGAGUUUGUGAGAGAGCAGAAGCUACAGGAAGCUGCUGGUAAGAAACAAAGUCCUGCAGCUGAAGAAGAGGAGGAGGAUGGAGCCCCUGCAGCAGCAGCAGAAGAGGAAGCCCUUGCCUCAGAAGAGAACGAAGAGGAAGCAGAAGGAGCUCCAGCAGAAGACCAUCAAGCCCCUGCAGUGGAGGAGAAGAUGAUGGAGGAGCAAGCUCCUGCAGAGGAAGACAAGGAAGAAGACGCUCCUGGAGCAGAAGAAGAGGAAGCUCCAACAAAUGAAGCAGAAAAAGAAGAGGAAAGCGCUCCCGCUGAAGAACAGCAAGUUCCUGAAGAGGAGGAGAAAGAAGAGGGAGCAGAAGAAGGAGGUUCUGCAGAAGAACAUCAAGCCCCUGCAGUGGAGGAGAAGAAGACGGAGGAGCAAUCUCCUGCAGUGGAAGAAGAACCGGUAGGACCUCCUGAAGCAAAUGAAGAGCAACUCCUGCAGCGGAGGAGAAAGAAGAGGGAGCGGAUGGAAAAGAAGAAGCUUCUGAGGUGGAAGAGAUCAUCAAAGAUCCUCCGGUGGUGGAGAGGCCAACCCUGCGAAAACAGCUUAGGAAGGCCAUCAUGAAGAGGCUCCGGAGAGUAUGGGUAAUGUAUCAAUUUACUGACAUUUACCCAUUAUCUAGAGAUGCCUCAUGUUGUCCAGUGCAGCUCCAACUUUACUUCCUGCAGUUCUGUGCAUUUUCAAAUCAGAACAAUAAAAGGAAAUCAUACACCGUCUGAUGAGC